AUGUCGUUGGCUCUACAUGGACAUCAUAUUUUAGUAAUAGCUACAUUGGCAUUCGCUACAGCUGUGCUCUUACCAAGUUGGUAUACAUCUCCGAAUGAUCAAAUACAACGAAAUGUUUUUGAUAUAUGUACUAUAAAUCCAUAUUCAUGUCGUUGGACACUUCUACCAACAUCAGAUAAUAUAACAAUUCGAACAAUUUUUCCAAUACUUGUUGCUUCGACAGCUAUUGCUUGUGCUGGAAUAAGUCUAAUAGGUCUUUUAUUUGGUUCAUGGUAUAUUCAACGAUAUUCAGAUGAUAUUGGCUCAAAAUGGAUACUUAUCUUAACAACUAUUUGUGUUUUUCUUAGUUUUGUCUUGUCUUGCGGUGUUUGGGCAAUUAUGUUAACAACAAAUUUGCAUCAAAAUGAUACGAAUAUUAAAACCGUUCGACUUGAAGAUUUCGGAUUUUCAUUAUGGAUUAAUAUAGGCGCAUCUGGUGCUUAUUUCUAUUCUUUUUUCAUUUAUCUUAUAACUGCUUGUAAACAUUGUUAA
Messenger RNA from Adineta steineri, 531 nucleotides. Lineage: Eukaryota; Metazoa; Rotifera; Eurotatoria; Adinetida; Adinetidae. The record is from the annotation of a GenBank genome assembly.